AUUUUAGGGGACCCAUAUUCAUAAGUAAAAUGAAGAGGUAGAGUUGAGUUAGUGUAUCAAAAACUUUGAACUUAGCACAUGACUACGUGUUGCUGAUGCAAUGUGUUACUAAGAGUAACGUAACAAUUUAAUAAAAAUGUGGUUUAAUAUUUGUUUUGUCUUGUUUUGUAUUGUUGGCGGAGGUAACUCGCUCAGUAAGGAAGCCUUUAGAUACAAUGGGGACACGGAUUUAAACCAUCGUCUAGCGGAGGAACAGUUAGAAGGGCGGAGGUGUCAAGACUGUAGUUGUGGUGAACGGAACGAAGAGCCCCGAGUUGUUGGAGGAACGGAGACCAAUGUAAACGCAUUCCCCUGGAUAGCCAGGCUCAUAUACCACCAGUCUUUCGGCUGUGGCGCUUCUUUGAUCAACGAUAGAUAUGUUGUAUCCGCUGCACAUUGCGUAAAAGGGUUUAUGUGGUACAUGUUUCGUGUUAAGUUUGGAGAACACGACCGCUGCAUGCAGAAGACAAUGCCUGAGACGAGAUACAUCGUGAAGAUAAUUGCGCAUAAUUUCACACUCACUCAUUUGACGAAUGACAUCGCGUUGCUGAAGCUGAACAAACCAAUUGAGUUCGUGCAUUCCAUCAGACCUGUUUGCCUACCUCCGAUUCAGAGUCAAACGUUCUCAUUUGCUGGUAUUCUGGCAACAGUCGCUGGCUUUGGAGCGAUGGCGGAGACAGGAAAAUGGUCGUGUACUCUAUUAGAAGCUCAGUUGCCAGUUCUCAGUAACGAUGAGUGUAAAGACACAAAGUACAAUAGGACGAAAAUUAAAGAUGUCAUGAUGUGUGCGGGCUUUCCAGAAACUGCACACAAAGAUGCUUGCACCGGUGACAGCGGCGGUCCUCUUGUAGUUGAAAAUUCUGACAAUAUUUAUGAACUAAUUGGUGUGGUGUCCUGGGGAUAUGGCUGCGCCAGAAAAGGAUUCCCUGGCGUUUACACAAGAGUGACUGAGUAUAUGGAUUGGAUUAAAGAUAAUACGGACGACGCCUGCUAUUGUGACAUGUAAUAUACAGAUAACUCAUAGAUAUACUAUGACUUAGUCAUUGGAUUGUAGUCCUUAUUAAAUUAAAAUAAAUUGCUUUUUAAUAAAUAAU
Leptidea sinapis is the source of this 1133-nucleotide messenger RNA. RefSeq names its product trypsin-1-like. The transcript has 7 exons. The record is from RefSeq and is a predicted model, not a curated record. Lineage: Eukaryota; Metazoa; Arthropoda; Insecta; Lepidoptera; Pieridae. Gene Ontology annotation, molecular function: serine-type endopeptidase activity. Bases 137 to 1045 code for a protein of 302 amino acids. Gene Ontology annotation, biological process: proteolysis.